AUGACCUCUUUCAUCGGCCCGCUUCCUUUCCACGGCAGAUUCGCCACCGCUGCGAUGGGCGUUUUCUGGGAUAUCCAGGAGUGCGGGAUGAAUGAGUUCUGGGAUAUUCCGCCUGGGGAACGCAAUGCUGCGGUGGUUGUGCAGAAAAUCCGAAAGACUAUUUCCGAUUCUGGUCAUCGUGGUCCGCUCUUCAUCAGCGCUUAUGGCGAUAUGACUCCUCACGACUUUUCCUCCUCCGGAAUCAAGACCACUCACUUUUUCCCAGAAGAGAAAUACGCGAGAGAGCAGAGGAUGGUGGAGGACAUUAAAUCGUGGUCGGCUGAGAAUCCAAAACCAUCUUCGUUUAUGCUCAUCGCCGGCGACGUCGUCUCAAACGACAUUCUUAGGGCUGUUCGACUUUUGAAAAUUAGGAAGAAAUUCAAGUUGAUGUACAUUCACCCUCACCACUCUGAGCCCGAGGUUCUGGUUGCUUCUACCUCUGGUCGAGCCUAA
Thlaspi arvense is the source of this 492-nucleotide messenger RNA. NCBI's taxonomy places the organism in Eukaryota, Viridiplantae, Streptophyta, Magnoliopsida, Brassicales, Brassicaceae. The record is from the annotation of a GenBank genome assembly.